This is a messenger RNA of Drosophila bipectinata, 1793 nucleotides long. It is a transcript of the gene Mal-A3, whose product is annotated as Maltase A3. Lineage: Eukaryota; Metazoa; Arthropoda; Insecta; Diptera; Drosophilidae. Gene Ontology annotation, biological process: carbohydrate metabolic process. The record is from RefSeq and is a predicted model, not a curated record.
UUGAUUCUACGGGAGUCAUGGUUAAGUUUUCGGUGCUCUGCUGCCUCUUGGCGCUGGCUCUGCCCACGUUGGCGGAAGUGGGCUGGUGGAAAAACGCCCAGCUGUAUCAGAUCUACCCAAGGUCCUACAAGGACAGCGAUGGAGACGGAAUAGGUGAUCUUAAUGGAAUCACCGAACAGUUGCCGUAUCUUAAGGAAAUCGGCAUUACUGCAACAUGGCUAUCCCCCAUCUUCACCUCUCCCAUGGCUGACUUUGGCUAUGAUGUCGCCGAUCUCAAGGAUAUCGACCCAAUCUUCGGCACCAUGGAGGACUUUGAGAAACUAGUGGCUCGAGCCAAGGAGCUGGACAUCAAGAUUAUCCUCGAUUUUGUGCCCAACCAUACGAGCGAUGAGUGUGACUGGUUUAUCAGAUCCGCUGCCGGCGAGGAGGAGUACAAGGACUUCUAUGUCUGGCACACUGGCAAAGUGGUGAAUGGCAUCCGCCAACCGCCCACCAACUGGAUCAGUGUGUUCCGUGGCGACAUGUGGACCUGGAACGAGCAGCGUCAGGCCUACUACCUGCACCAGUUCCACGCAAAGCAGCCUGAUCUUAACUACCGCAACCCCCAGGUGGUGGAGGCCAUGAAGGAUGUCCUGCGCUUCUGGCUGCGCAAGGGAGCCUAUGGAUUCCGCAUCGAUGCUGUGCCCCACGUAUUUGAAGUGUCCGCAGAUGCUGAUGGCAACUGGCCCGAUGAGCCCCGCAACGAGGCUGUGGAUGACCCAGAGGACUACAGCUACUUGCAGCACAUCUACACCACCAACCAGCCUGAGACCAUCGAACUGGUCUACGCCUUCCGUGAUGUCAUUGAGGAGAUGGACCUUGAACUUGGUGGCGAUGAUCGCAUCCUGCUCACUGAGGCCUACUCCCCACUGGACGUCCUGAUGCAGUACUACGGCAACGGCACCCAUAACGGUUCCCAGAUUCCAUUCAACUUCGAAAUGCUGGCCAAUAUCAACUACAAUUCGGACGCUUACCACUACUCCGAGCUGAUCCACAACUGGCUGGACAACAUGCCUGAGGGACAGGUGGCCAACUGGGUGUUUGGUAACCACGACCAGAGUCGCAUCGGAACUCGUCUGGGAGCCGACAGAAUCGAUUCUGUUAACAUAAUCAAAUCUAUCCUUCCCGGCAUCGACAUCACUUACCAGGGCGAGGAGCUGGGCAUGACCAACGUGUACAUCAGCUGGGAGGACACAGUGGAUCCCCAGGCCUGCCAGUCCAACGAGGAUGACUUUGAGCGACUCACUCGCGACCCCGUGCGUACUCCCUUCCAGUGGAACGACGAGCAGAACGCUGGCUUCUCCAACGCUUCCUCCACCUGGCUGCCAGUCGGUUCGGACUACAAGCUGGUCAAUGUGAAGCGGGAGCGUGGAAUCGCUCUUAGCCACUUGAACAUCUUCAAACAGCUUCGCGCUCUGAGGGAUGAGCCCACUCUGAAGCAGGGUGAUACCACAGUGACAGCCAUUGGACCCAAUGUUUUGGCCAUCAAGCGCUCCUUGGCCGGACAGAAGUCCUACAUUGCCGUCAUCAACAUUAACGAUGAUGUCGAGACGAUCGAUCUGGACUCCGUCUUCACUUCCAUCUCCACGCAGUUGCAGUAUGUCGUGGUAAACGACAAGAGUGUCCGCCGCAAGAAUGACUUCACCUUUGCCAACUCUGUGCUGCUGUUGCCCAAGGAGGCCGUCGUUCUCAGCACGGUUUAAACUUAUUUAGUAGGUCUUUUAAAACAAUAAAAUACGAUUUAUAAACAAAUA